Molecule: messenger RNA, 988 nt
Organism: Manihot esculenta (cassava)
Lineage: Eukaryota; Viridiplantae; Streptophyta; Magnoliopsida; Malpighiales; Euphorbiaceae
Exons: 3
Coding region: 102-785 (227 amino acids)
Cellular component (GO): trans-Golgi network; endosome
Source: RefSeq, a predicted model, not a curated record
UCUCCCAUUUUUGUCAUGGGAAUUUUGUACAGCCGCAUAGGUCAUGGUCGGAAAAAAACGAACUGGAGGAUAUAAUAGAAAAAGCAGUGCAGAGGAAGACAAUGGCAAACCCUAGGAGGAUCUCAUAUUCAAACAGCUCAGAGAACCCAAUUCAGUUCCAAAACUUCUCGAGAUUGUCAUCUAUCAAACAUUUCUUGAAGAAGCCACAUGCCUUCCCUUUCUUGCUUUCAAUCUUUCUCUUGCUGACAUGGGUUUCUCUCAGACUUCAACGUGCUUCCCAUUUAUCUUCUGCUAAUCUUCGAGGAACUCAAGAGGCAAAAUGGAGCAAAGAUGACGAUAAGAAAGCGAAUUUGAUUAGAUUCAAAUCUGGGUUGUUCCCUUCUCCCUUCAUCAAAGACAAGCGUGGUUGGAUAUUCGACCCUGUCUCUCUCGCCCUGGGCUCUGGCCUUAAAGGUGGAGCCUUAUCUUGUGCUUCACUUCAUGUUGGUGAAAUCCGACCUGGCACUUUGAGGGGAAAUCACAGACACUAUACUUGCAAUGAGACAUUUGUCAUUUGGGGUGCCAAAACACUGUUUAGGUUGGAAAACAACCAGAUAGUUGAUAAAGGCUAUGCUGAAGUAAUAGUUGGUGCAGAUGAAGUCGCUAUUGCAGCUAGUCCAAGCAGCACUGCCCACCUUUUGGUAAAUGUAGAUCCCAUACUUACUACAUAUUUUAUUGGGUGCCAAGACAGUGUUAUAAACUAUAACAGCUCAUCUACUGAUUUCCAUAUUUGGAAAGAUUUCUAAGUUUACUUGUCUUUUAUCUUUAUUUGCAUCUGAUGUUCUUUAGCAUGCUGAAAUACUUCUGUAUUCAUGCUUUGUCAGCAUGCUUUUUGGAAUGAAGAUGGUUACAUGUGAUGCUAGUUCAUAGAACAGAUGUAUAGAAGGCAUUAUUCUGUUCCCUGGCUUUUAGCCUUAUCAUAAUUAUUCUUUCAUUUUUUUUUGGUUCA